This is a messenger RNA of Prosopis cineraria, 1963 nucleotides long. Its product is annotated as probable serine/threonine-protein kinase PBL26. Gene Ontology annotation, molecular function: ATP binding; protein kinase activity. The transcript has 5 exons. Bases 575 to 1873 code for a protein of 432 amino acids. NCBI's taxonomy places the organism in Eukaryota, Viridiplantae, Streptophyta, Magnoliopsida, Fabales, Fabaceae. The record is from RefSeq and is a predicted model, not a curated record. Gene Ontology annotation, biological process: protein phosphorylation.
UCUAGUUUCCAAACCCUACUGAUUUUCAAAUUUUCAUUUUCAUUGGCUUCAUGUAUUGAGUGGUUCCUCCUCCUCCUCCACCCUUUCUUUUUUCCCUUAAAAAAAAAAAAAACUUGGCCAUUCAAUAUACUGUAUCUUCAAUCUUGUUGAGUUUUGGUAAUUUUUCCCUUUUUUUUUUCGUUUCAGGAAUUGAGUGAUUCUCUACCACUUUUUUGUUAUUUACUUAGCGAUCGAUCGAAUUCGUUUCAUCAAUCGGGAUGAUCUGAAACCCCAUUAGUUUUCUUUCUCGUAUUUCCAUUUUUUUUUAGUUUCAACAAUGAAGUGAUUUCAUCCCUUUUCUCUUUCUCUUUCUCUUUCCUCCUUGGUGAUCAUUGAAGCCUUUCACGGUGUAUAUACAUUAUGCGAAAUUUUUCUUGCAAUCAGUGUGAUUUUGUGAGCGAAAUUGUUAUUAGAUUUUAAGAAGGAGAUGGCCAGAUGGGGUUUCCAUAAAGCUCAAAACUAAAUAUUUGGAUUUUUGUCAGAAAUAUUGAGGUGUUCAAUUCGGUCGGCUUAUCGAAAUUACAAUCUCGGAGAGAUGAGUUGCUUUCCUUGUUUUUCAUGCAACGACAAGAAAGCAGCACCGAAGAAGCCCAAACAAGGAAUUAGGGCGCAAAUGCAGCCAUGUCAACCUCAAAAGGAAGCCCUACUUCCUCGGGCCCACCCUGAGAAUAAUUAUUCUUCAAAGCCAAACGAGGGAAGACCAAAUAAUUAUAGUAAUGUCAACAAAGACGGCGGCAGCAAUAACAUCGCUGCGGAAACUUUCACCUUCAGGGAAUUGGCCGCCGCCACAAGGAACUUUCGGCGAGAAUGCCUCAUUGGUGAAGGUGGUUUUGGAAGAGUUUAUAAAGGAAAACUCGACAAAACCAACCAGAUUAUAGCUGUGAAGCAGCUGGACAGAAAUGGAUUGCAGGGAAAUAGAGAGUUCCUUGUUGAAGUGUUGAUGUUAAGCCUCUUACACCAUGGAAAUCUGGUGAAUCUUAUUGGAUAUUGUGCGGACGGAGAUCAAAGAUUAUUGGUGUAUGAGUACAUGCCUUUGGGUUCUGUAGAAGACCAUCUUCUAGAUCUAGAACCUCACGAGAGGCCGUUAGAUUGGUCUGUGAGAAUGAAAAUAGCAUUGGAAGCAUCCAAAGGUCUAGAAUAUUUGCACGAUAAGGCGAAUCCUCCAGUGAUAUACCGAGACUUGAAGGCCUCAAAUAUAUUGCUGGACAAGGGGUUUCAUGCAAAGCUGUCGGAUUUUGGACUGGCCAAGCUAGGACCCACAGGAGACAAGUCUCAUGUCUCCUCCCGGGUUAUGGGAACCUAUGGCUAUUGUGCCCCAGAGUAUCAAAGAACUGGCCAGCUCACCGUCAAAUCUGAUGUCUACAGCUUUGGUGUGGUUUUACUCGAACUCCUCACGGGAAAGCGAGUCAUUGACAACACCAGACCCACCCGCGAGCAAAAUCUUGUUUCUUGGGCAAGACCAAUAUUCAAGGAUCCUAAUAGAUACCUUGAGCUGGCCGAUCCCCUUCUCCAAAGAAACUUCCCCGUCAGAGCUUUCAACCAGGCAGUGGCAGUGGCCGCCAUGUGCCUUAACGAGGAACCCUCUGCCCGGCCAUUGAUCAGCGACGUCGUCACCGCCCUUACUUUUCUCGGCACAGACUACGAAGCCGACCACCCUCCCCCUGCCACCGACAUUAUUCCCCCGUCACCACCGCAACAACAUUUUAACCUUCUUGAUAAUGACACCAUUGUCGAACGUCAACAAGCCGUUGCUGAGGCUAUAAAAUGGGGUUCGGCUUCAAGGAAUAAUGCUGUCCAUAGAGCAAAUGCAGGUGCAAAUGCUUCCUCUUUGUAAAAUGGUAUAUGUUAAACUCCAAUUUGUAUACACAUGAUGCAAUACCGUGUAUGCAUCCAAUAACUAUGCGUGAUCGAAACUUUGAAUAUA